AUGGCUGCUGGAAGGUUACUGCUGUAUGCUGGCCUCUCUUUAGCUCUGUGUGCCCUGGGCAUGCUGGCUGUGGCAAUCUGCUCUGACCAUUGGUACGAAACUGAUGCCAGGAAGCACAGAGAGAGGUGCAAGAGCAUCACCACUAAGAGAAAUGAUCCUGGCUUCAUUUAUAACUCCAACAACAACCUGCCUCUCAGGGCCAGCAGGUCUAGGUUGGACCGCUGGGAAGGGAAACUCCUCUUGGCAAGAAACAGGAGGCAGAUCUUUGCUAUGAGCGCAGUUGACGAGUGCAACAGACAGUACAACUCGACCAACAUGGGGCUCUGGAGGAAAUGCCACCGACAAGGAUUCGACCAAGAGCUGGAGGAGCUGAUUGCCAAAG
Molecule: messenger RNA, 382 nt
Organism: Fulmarus glacialis (Northern fulmar)
Lineage: Eukaryota; Metazoa; Chordata; Aves; Procellariiformes; Procellariidae
Product: transmembrane protein 178B-like
Exons: 1
Cellular component (GO): membrane
Source: RefSeq, a predicted model, not a curated record